ACUUCUCACAUCUUUCAAGUGUUGGUUACAUGAGCCGUGUCUUCUGGCGUCUUAUCUGGUUCCUCGUGGAGCCAGUUGUGUUCUGCGAGGCUAAGAGUGUACUGUGUUAAAUUAGUUUAAAAGUAAUGUCAGUAGGGGAACCACAGAACCGUAGUCUCAUCUAUGAAGGCUCGAAGCUCGUACAUUACAUCCCUGCCAAACGUACAAGCUCAAGACGGUCUAAAAUAGCAUUUAAUGCACCAAAGAUCAUCUUGAGAUAUCACACAGGAGCAGUAGUGUCUUGUGAAUGGUGAUAAAUCCACGGGGUGAGAGAGAGUGGCGGGGCAGGAAGCGUGCGUCCCAACAUUGCUCUAAUUGGGUAAGAAGGCUGUUAAGAUGAGGCUUCUUCGAGCACUGAAUUUGUUCAGUAAUGUCAGGUGUAAAGACGCAAACCGUUUAACAAGGUCAUUACAGCCGAGUUCUUGCAGUCAGUAAUCCGCAUUUAGACGUUUGUAAUGCGCUUAAUUAACCGACUCCUCGGCUAAUGCGUAUCUUACAAGAAAUAAGGCUAUAUGACCAAAUUCUUCCUUUUGGCUGUGGUAUUCUGUAUGGCAACAGCCUCGCUGAUGCCAACGCGCCCCAGGUUUUGACAUUUUCUUCCGUCACUAGGAUCUUCUUGGGGGAUAAUUGCAUAUUAUUGCAACAUCGGCACUAGGGUGGAGGGCUGAGGUUGCUACGAGUCCACUGGUGACCCCCCCAAAUUGCAGUGGGAAGUUGAUGUAGGAGAGUAGAGGGAGGAGUUGAGAGGCGUGGCGGCGUGUGGCAAGGAGCGGCCAGGCCCGGUGCUAAGCUUGUCUUCGUCUAUUUCUUCACAAAUAGUGCAAGUCUCUGCAAUAUCAAUUAUAAAACUGCAACGCGGCCCACUAUGACGGCCCCGCGUGUAAUUGUCCAACGUGUCUUUUGGACCUAUUUAUAGAGGGCGAAGAAAAUGGGGUUGUGGAGGAGGCGGUGGUGUGUUUGUGCGGGCCGGCGCCCAGUCCUUCACCGCAGCAUCGCCCCGCGCGUACGGAAGAGCGAGAGGGGCAGAACCUGCGGGCCCCGCGGUAGUUAGUUGAGUCGUUAGCUCACCCUUGUCACCAAUCGGGCGGUCGUGCCCCACCCUACGCCUCGCCUCCCGCAACGCCUCCGCCAGUACUCUCUACCUGCCGCAGGAAGGCAUCUACUCUACCUUCAUACACUCUACCCCCGCGGCGCCAGGAGUGCUAAGGGCAGUCUACGCAGUCUCUCUCUCCAACGAGCCCGUAACCAUGGUGGUUGAUCAUUCACCUUGCAGGAUAAGGCAAUUACCGUUGACCUGAAAGUGACGUCACGGCGUGUGGUGGAUUGACCUCUUAGAUAAUCCCAGUGUCAGAAAAGUCAAUUCUCCAAGUGUUUCCCCUGUUUUAUCGGUCUUAAAUGUGUGUGUCUCAUGUGCUCGCCAAGAAGUAAAUAUAUCUAUAGAUAAUACAACCGGUUCGGAAAUAGGAAAAAUAUCAUAUUGAGUCAUUGGUGUUAUGGUGUAGUAGUAGUAUGGAAAAUCAGUGCAAGACGGAAGACGUGUUGAGGAGCGCACUACCUCUGCUCGGCGGCCGUCUUGCGAGAAGUGCCGUCUAGGGCGGACAUGCAGGAGAAGAAAAUCUCUCCCCCUCCUUCAGGCAUGCCCUUGGGACUCGGGUCGGCGUUCGCGGCCCUGCCUCCGCCUCCGUCCCUACCUGUCGACCAGAGGACACACGAGGGACGAUACCUGUGGGACCCCGCGCGCCUGCACGCCCUCCACGCCCCGCACCCAGGGGGGGUGUUUGAUUUUGCCGAAUAUCACAAAAACGGUCUUACGAAUUCUCUUCAAAAUUGGCUGGGUGUGAGUGGGGGUAACCCAGGCCUCGACCUGCCGCCCCUAGUGGGUGGCAGAUUGGGCGGUCCGCCCCUGGGAACCUCCCCAGGGGACCUACCGGGCCCCCCACAUCCCCCCUAUCGCAUCCCGCCCUACAUGGAGCAUCUCUACCAGACUCUCCACACCUCUCCCCAAGCCUCUCUGAGAGGCCUUUCUCCGUUAGAAGGACGCGCACCUCAAUAACGACCACAUCCACGCCAACAAGAAGUCGUUCGUGUGCCGGUGGAAGGACUGUUCGCGCGAGGAGAAACCCUUCAAGGCGCAGUACAUGUUGGUGGUCCACAUGCGGCGUCACACCGGAGAGAAGCCUCACAAGUGUACGUUCGAGGGCUGCUACAAGGCGUACUCUCGUCUGGAGAACCUCAAGACCCACCUACGGUCUCACACAGGGGAGAAGCCCUACAUGUGUGAGUUCCCAGGGUGCACCAAGGCCUUCUCCAACGCCUCUGACCGCGCCAAGCACCAGAAUCGAACACACUCCAACGAGAAACCAUACGUCUGCAAGGCACCUGGCUGUACCAAGCGAUAUACAGAUCCCUCCUCACUACGUAAGCAUGUCAAAACCGUCCAUGGAGCUGACUUCUAUGCCUCCAAGAAGCAUAAAGGAAAUGACCACCCAACUACUAACCCAGGUGGAGGAGGGAAGGACGGAGGAGCAGCACACCCUGAGGGCUCUCCACACUCCGACGGAGGCAAAGGUGGUUCCCUCUCCAGCCCUUCCGUCAAAUCUGAGGACCCAACAUCCCCAGGACAGGAACACAGCCCUAACAUGGACACAGUAGUGGGCGGCACAACCCCUAUGGACCAGAGUCGUCUGCUAGAUGGUCCCAUUAGUGACAAUAACAUCACUACCACCGGUGGAUAUGAAAAUAUUUUAGAGCAAGAAGAAGUUUGGGAUGCUGUAGAGGAUGACUUGGAUGCUAGUGUCGACCUACCAGUGGGGGUUGCAGCUCUUAAUGGUUUAGAAGGUUCAAUAAGUGGUCAAAUCAAUCUACAAGAACGUAACUUACGAAAUAGAUUGAAGAAUCGCCUGCAAGCUAAGGGUCUCUCGAAUAUCUUGCCUAACAUCCCAAUUGGCCCACGACGCAGUACAAGUAGUGGUGUAGGGGAACUGUCACAACGCAUUACAGAUCUUAAAAUGAAUGGAGGUAUGACAACUUCUCAGCAGGCCCGCAAAAAUCUCCUUGAUCUACACUUCCGACCAGGACAGACUAUGCUGCAAAGCAAUAGAAGGGAUUCUAACUCUACAGUGAGCACCUACUAUGGCAGUAUGAGAAGUGAUUCUUCACUGCAUCCCAACAGUCGGAGAUCCAGUGAAGUUUCACAAGUUUCGGCAGCCUCCAUGAGUCGGCAGAAUAUGGUGCCAUCGCCCUAUGACCCAAUUUCCUUAGGGUCCUCUCGUCGUUCCUCAGAAAACUCUAACUUCAACAUGGCAGGGAUCGCACAAUCAAUGAGCUCUCACCUGGCAAAACUACAAAGACGUGCCAUGGGUACCAGUGAACUUUAUAAUACUUCAAACCUUGUUGUCCAGACCCAGAAUAUGUCACUGAGCCAAGACAACCUACAGGGUGGCUGGGGCACCAGUAACAAUAUGGGGGGCAUGAGUGCUUCAAUGGGAGGUAACAACUUUGGCUCUAUGGGUCCCCUUGGCCCUGUAGACCCAUUGAAUCGGUGCGAAGGUUCCAGGAGAGCAUCAGACCCAGUGCGACCACUGGAUCGAGGAAUGGGUAUGGGUGAGGAUGGAGGGAGGAGACUACACAGACACCACAGCUACAACUCAUUUAACCCUCGUACACCGCUACCGCCCAUCACCCCACGCCACCCAAACCAUGGCCUCCAGCUCGACCAGGUGGCUGAAGAUGAACCCAUUGAAAACAAGCUAGUGUUGCCAGAUGACAUGGUGAACUACCUCAACCUGAAGGGCAAUGGUGACAAAUUGAAGUCUGAUUCCAAAGAGAACCAUCGACAAGGAGGUACUCCGAAUCCUCUGCCCAGCCAACAAAUGCCAUCCCCUGCCUAUAGUGGGCAGCCCAUUCCGAGUCCAGCCUAUUCCAAUCAGCCAAUGAUCAGCCCAGCAUACUCCAAUCAGCCAAUGCAGUCUCCAGCCAGUAAUUAUCAAUAUGCGCAGGCAUCUCCAGGAUACUCUAUUCCUUCUCCUGCUCAUCCCCACGGGUACAACAAUGGUCCCAUGCAAUCGCCUGCACCACAACAGUUCAGUGCAGCAAUGACUCCUAAUCCAACAGGUCCUGCACAGACAUUUAAUCAGAUACCCCAGACAUACCAACAGCAGCAGUCAAUGCCCCAGAACUAUCCCAUGCAGCAACAUCAACAAGGACAUCAAUAUCCACAACAACAGUACCAACAAGGGCAGCAGAUGAUGGGGCAACAUAUGUAUGGCACUAUGAUGCAGCAGCAAGGCAGAUAUGGAAGCAUGGGCAAUCAACAAGGAGGUGCAGCCUAUGGUAUGGGUCAGGGGAGUUAUGGUCCUGUCCAUGCGUGUGGUCAUUUGGCUCCACCAAAUCUUCCUACACCAGCUUAUCAAGCCCCAUGUGCAGGCUGCCAAAGUAGAGGUGGCAGUGCCAUGGCUGGAGACAUGGGUGCCUACCAGGGUCAACAAGGUGCAAUGUCAAACUGGCAAGGUUCACAGAUGAACAUGAACCAGUACCAAGGCCAGCAGCCAUAUGGGCCUCAACAACAUCAACAGCAAAUAAAUAUGAUGGCUACUCAGGGACCUAUGGGCUACAUGGGAAUGGGCACUCAAUACCAGAACUCUAUGAUGCCCACUGGAGGUAUGAUGCCAAUUUCAUACCCAGGAUCAAUGGGUGGUGAUGUCCAGUGUAGAGAUGUUAGCCAAAGCUCUCAAACUAAAGCUGGCAAGUCUAAAACAGCAGCCAAGAACAGUAGUGGAGCUACACCUGCUCCUGCCUGUGGUACUUCUAAUGGUAUUGCAAGUGCAGUAGUAGCUAACAGCAUCCAGCAAACCCCAGCUGCAGCAAUUAGUGAUGCAGCUGCACCUGUACCUAGUACUCCCAUAGACUCCAAACCCUCAGAUAGUAAAGUAGUGGAUCCCAAGUGUGUAGACACAAAGACUAAUAGCAAAAAUUUCAUGAAACCUGAUACAUAUCAACGGACAUUGGAGUAUGUGCAACAGUGUCAGAGCUGGAGUUCAACCGUUGUUAAAGAGGAGGUCAGCAGCACUACUGACCAGAAACCCAAACUUAAUCCCAAUGGCACAGUUGCAGGCUACACAGAACCCGGUUCACAAAGCACUGUCCUUCCACAGCCUGCUCCGCAGCCUGCAAUGCAAGGAACCUCAAGAUUUGCUACACCUCUUCCCGUUGCACUAGCGGAGACAUCUAACAUGGUGAUUAAUGACAUGACUUCCUCCCUCACAUCACUGCAGGAAGAAAACAAGUACCUUCAGAUGAUUCAAUGACAACUCCAUUAGAAACUAUUAUAUUACAGCAACUCGGCUGGUAUAGCUACCUAGGUGCAGGUAGCCUGUCCUAACUCCAGGUAAUAUCGAUGGCUUAUCUAAGUGACAUUGGCAAUGUACCAGAUGACAUUAAAUUAUUCUAUCAGUUGUCACUUGCCGGCUAUCAUACCAUAUUAUUAAAGCCUGCUCCAUACCAGAUAAUAAUAGUCUACUCCUAUAGCAGGCAAACCUUGCUAUAUCAGCUCUCUGUAAAGCAUCAUAAGAAAACAAUAUGGGUCCUCUCUUACAAAGAGAUGCUUAGUCAUUAUCUGGAAGGGGUAGGCUACCUGCACCACAUAACUGGAGUGGGAAACAUCUCACCUCAAUGUUCCAUACCUCCACCAGCACCUCAGAUCUCCGGUCAUAUCAUGCUAGUAUGAUUUAUCUAGUAUGGUUAUUGACCAUGAUGUUUUGUUGAUACUGAUGACUGUGAUGAAUUAGAAUGUAAAUAUUGACCUUUCACGUUAAUAUAUUUGUACAGUGUCAUGAACUAUGGUUCCGGAAACUGUCAACUCCCAGUGGUUCACUCACCCCCUCCUCCUCUUCCCCCACAGAACUAAUUUCUCACAGCUAAAGGAAAGCAAUACUUGAAGUGUGUCUAGCAGCCUGUUGCAGGUCAAGUGGUACUCUUUACAUGUGAAUGGUGAGCCUGAAAGUGCUACACUAGUCACUAUAUAGUAGAGACUAACUGUAAGAUGCUCGCGAUCAUAGUUACUCAAAGUACAGUCUAUGACUGACAUUGUAUUGUGCAAAGAAAAAGAAACUAACAAGAUAUUAGUGGUCUCAAAGCUGAAUUACCUUUGAUGGCAAAAGUUACAUUCUCUGUGAUCAAAAAGACAGUGAACAUUGUGAUUAAUGUAACGAUAUUAGUGAGAAAGGAAAGACUUGUGUUUACAGAGUAUGACAAAUGUCUUUAAAGACAAGCCAAUGUUGUGAUCCCUCAUACCUCAAUAUGUCUGUCUGCCUCAAAGGGACAAUUAAUGGUCGUCACGUUUCAAAAACAAGACCUCAAUCCAGUCUCCUAAGGCAGCAUAUAGUGCCAAGUGCCAUUAGCGAGCCAAUCGUGCCAACACCAGUGAAACCCGUCCUGUAAGGUGCCAUAGCUUGGGUCAUAAUUCAGGGGCUGUUGUGUAACCAACGUGUAAAAUAAUGUGUAUAGUGUCUAUUAUUUAAGAUUUGUAAUGAUAACCGUGGUGUCUUCAUCAUGUCUUUCCAAUUUCAAUGACUGUACUUACAAUACUUUUUUACAUAAUACAUAACUUCUUUAAAAUAAAGACGUUUUUAAA
Procambarus clarkii (red swamp crayfish) is the source of this 6670-nucleotide messenger RNA. The record is from RefSeq and is a predicted model, not a curated record. Lineage: Eukaryota; Metazoa; Arthropoda; Malacostraca; Decapoda; Cambaridae.